Molecule: messenger RNA, 1394 nt
Organism: Zootermopsis nevadensis
Lineage: Eukaryota; Metazoa; Arthropoda; Insecta; Blattodea; Termopsidae
Gene: meigo
Product: Solute carrier family 35 member B1 homolog meigo
Biological process (GO): UDP-galactose transmembrane transport
Cellular component (GO): endoplasmic reticulum membrane; Golgi membrane
Molecular function (GO): UDP-glucose transmembrane transporter activity; UDP-galactose transmembrane transporter activity
Source: RefSeq, a predicted model, not a curated record
AUCAUCUUUAAUACGUAACUUUCCCACCAGACGCUUCAGUAGGAAAUAUGUUCGCGUACAGUUGGUACAGCUAUGUAACUGACGUGGUCUUCUGCUAUUGUAUGUUAAUUUCUGACAACGAAGUGGUUUGAUUGCUAAUAAAGCCUUUCUGCAGAAAGUAAUGGAAAAGAACACUAAACUUUUUGUUUGUGCGAUUGGAAUCUUUGUAUGCUACUUUUAUUACGGACUUCUGCAAGAGAAGAUAACAAGAGGCAAUUAUGGUGAAGGAGAGAAUCGAGAAAAGUUCACGUGUAUUCUGGCUCUGGUUUUCUUCCAGUGCGUGGUGAAUUAUAUAUUUGCGAAGAUUGUAUUAGCAACAGUGAUGAAACAAGGAGAUGAUAACACCAGAACUCUGUAUUAUUCAUCCAGUGCCCUAACAUACCUCCUUGCAAUGGUAUGCAGCAAUAUGGCCUUGCAGUGGGUCAACUAUCCCACUCAAGUUGUGGGCAAGUCUGGAAAACCUAUCCCAGUAAUGAUCCUGGGAGUGCUGCUCGGGAAGAAGAAUUAUCCUCUAAGGAAGUAUUUAUUUGUACUACUCAUUGUUAUAGGUGUAGUAGUGUUCAUGUUUAAAGAUGGUAAGUCUGGUGAAGGCAGUUCAGUACUUGGAUUUGGAGAGUUCUUACUAGUGCUGUCACUGAUGAUGGAUGGGUUAACUGGAGCCAUACAGGAACGCAUGCGAAGUGAGUAUAAGACCAAGUCUGGUCAUAUGAUGCUGAGUAUGAACUUGUGGUCUACCAUAUACUUGGGAGUGGCCAUCAUCAUCACAGGAGAGGGUCUCAUGUUUGUAAACUUUGUGCAAAGGCAUCCAAGCUUAGUGUGGCAACUAAUAACAUUCUCAAUUGCUGGUGCUCUUGGCCAGUUCUUCAUCUUCCUGACAGUGAGUGACUUUGGACCAUUGCCGUGUUCCAUAAUUACUACAACUCGCAAAUUCUUCACAGUGCUUGGCUCGGUGAUUCUGUUUGGGAACAGCCUACUACCUAGACAGUGGUUUGCAACUGUCAUUGUGUUCACUGGACUGUUUCUUGACAGUAUAUAUGGUAAAGCAGUUAUUAAAAUGAAGUAAUUCUGACUUAUGGAAAGCCACAAAUAACCUCUAGUCCUCUUCUGGAAUAUUUAUGCUCAGGUAUUUUCAGGCACUUGAGCAAAAUUAGGCACUAUGUGGUGGUAACAAGAUAAAUACAAGAAUUGGUUAAAAUAACUGUAAGAGUAUCACAAGACUCUUCACUUAAGACACCUAUAGUUCCUGCAUGUGCUGUCUCUCCACCUGACAUGUUCCAUCAGCCCAGCUGAAAAUGACUUUUUCAAAUUCAGACAUGAACAGUGUUAACACAAAGAAUAAGAAUCAUCUUCAUAGA